Molecule: messenger RNA, 1539 nt
Organism: Carcharodon carcharias (great white shark)
Lineage: Eukaryota; Metazoa; Chordata; Chondrichthyes; Lamniformes; Lamnidae
Gene: slc24a5
Product: solute carrier family 24 member 5
Exons: 9
Coding region: 1-1539 (512 amino acids)
Biological process (GO): intracellular calcium ion homeostasis; calcium ion transmembrane transport; melanocyte differentiation
Cellular component (GO): membrane
Molecular function (GO): calcium channel activity; calcium, potassium:sodium antiporter activity
Source: RefSeq, a predicted model, not a curated record
AUGAGCACAAUGGUAAUUCUGGAACCCAGGAAAAGGCGAACUAAAGUGAUGGUUCUUGCGGUGGGACUAAGCCUUGUCCUGUAUGGGAUCGCUCAUUUCAUUCACAAAGCUGCCUUUUCCAGCCUAAGCACUGCUGAACGACUACGUCGAGCUCUAACGGAUAAUGUCACCAAGUGCGUGCAGGCUCCCUCAUCUGAAUUCCCUGAAGGAUUUUUUACACUGGAAGAGAGAAGGGAGGGAGGGAUAAUUAUUCACUUUAUCAUCAUCCUCUACACGCUGCUGGCUAUUGAUAUAGUUUGUGAAGAUUAUUUCUUACCUUCCUUAGAGGUUAUCAGUGAAUGUCUUGGUCUCUCUCCGGAUGUUGCUGGAGCAACAUUUAUGGCAGCUGGAAGUUCUGCACCCGAACUGGUCACAGCUUUUCUAGGAGUCUUUGUGACUAAGGGAGAUAUUGGAGUCAGUACAAUAGUUGGAUCAGCAGUUUACAAUUUGCUUGGCAUCUCUGCUGCAUGUGGCUUAUUAACUACCAUGGUUUGCAGGUUGACUUGCUGGCCUCUGUUCAGAGAUUGUGUGGCUUAUGCAGUCAGUGUUGCAGCACUUGUUCUUAUUAUCUUCGACAAUGCAAUUUACUGGUACGAGUCUGCUUUGAUGUUAUUGAUCUAUGCAUUAUACAUUGUGGUUCUGUGCUUUGACAUUCGAAUAAACCAGUACCUAAUGGAGAAAUUUAGCCCAUGCAGCGUCUGUCUAACACAAACAGUGGAAGAAGACAAUGAGCAGCAACCACUGAUAGAUUGGCAAGGAAAAAAUGGGCCGUUGGUACAUCGGCGUUCUCGAUCAGACAGUGGGAUCUUUCAAGAAGAUUCUGAUUAUUCCCAACUCUCUCUCAGUUUACAUGGGCUCUCUGAGAUUAUUGAAGAUGAAUCUCGUGUUUUUGUAAUGCCUGAAUCCGAUACAAAGCGAAUCAUGUGGGUACUCUCUCUUCCCAUCGCUGCAUUGCUGUCCAUAACGACCCCAGAUUGUCGCAGACAUCAAUGGAGAAAGUGGUUUAUGCUAACUUUUUUCAUGAGUGCUGUGUGGAUUUCUGGAUUUACAUACGUGUUGGUUUGGAUGGUAUCUAUAGUAGGAGAAACCCUGGAAAUUCCUGAGACAGUGAUGGGUCUCACACUGUUGGCAGCAGGCACCAGUAUUCCAGACACAGUGGCCAGUGUACUCGUUGCCCGAGAAGGCAAAGGAGAUAUGGCAAUGUCGAACAUUGUAGGUUCCAAUGUAUUUGAUAUGCUCUGUCUUGGCAUACCCUGGUUUGUAAAAACUGCAUUCAUUGAUGCAACGCCUGUAAAAGUGAACAGCAAUGGCUUGACCUACACAACAGCUUCUCUCCUCCUUUCCAUUAUCUUCAUGUUUGUGGUGAUUAAAAUUAAUGGAUGGAAACUAGACAAGAAACUUGGAGCAACAUGCUUGUUCGCUUAUGUGGUUUUUCUCACCAUCUCCAUUCUAAAUGAACUGGGAAUACUAGGCAACAUUCUCAUAAGGACAUGUGAUUAA